This is a messenger RNA of Microbotryum saponariae, 1507 nucleotides long. The record is from the annotation of a GenBank genome assembly. Lineage: Eukaryota; Fungi; Basidiomycota; Microbotryomycetes; Microbotryales; Microbotryaceae.
AUGAGCGACUCCAAUCUGAGACCUUCGACCUCGACACAUCCAGCACCGCCGGAGGAGAAGAACAGGUCCGUUCCCCGGUUUUCGAUACGCGCCGCGACGUGUCGACUCACUCGGAUUGAUCUGGGUUGAUCCAACCCUCAAUUUCGCGAACCAUGUCGGUGUCGGGGCCUGCGUGGGUGCUGAUCCGGCCGCUGGGAUGAAUCACAUCAAUUUUGCAGUGUCGUACUCAAAGUCGGUAUGGUCGGUGACUCCCAAAUAGGCAAAACCAGCUUGAUGGUCAAAUACGUUGAAGGUCAGCACCUAAAUUGCGGUCGAAAGGGCUCUCGAGUCACUUUCGCAACUGUUCUGCCUGUCUAAUGGUUGCGUCGGGCUCCCUAAUCCAUGCGAUAUUAUGGCGUCAUUUCCGUUUCCCCUAGGGAGCUUUGACGAGGACUAUAUACAGGUCAGUCCAAGGAAUGGGCUGGGCUCGAUCAGGUGUCCUUCGUAAUCUUGAUCCCAUCGAUGACUUUUUCUGUUUCUGGGCGACGAAAUGCAGACGCUCGGUCAGUGCUCGUGGUCUCGCCCUUUGUUGUCUCUUAUGUUACCUCACUGAAAGUGCUUUUGGCCUUGUCCCCGGUGUUUCUGUGUGCAGGAGUGAAUUUUAUGGAAAAAAGCGUUAGUCCGACGUCCGAAUUCGCACGUUGCCAGUCGGCGUGCUCAGUUUGCUGGCAUCCGUUCUCAGAUAUCGAUCCGCAAUACCGAAAUCACCUUCUCCAUUUGGGACUUGGGGGGGCAACGAGAAUUCGUAAACAUGCUACCGCUCGUCUGCAACGAUGCUGUAGCCAUCUUGUUCAUGUUCGAUCUGUCACGCAAGUCGACGCUCAAUUCCAUCAAGGAAUGGUAUCGGCAAGCCAGAGGGUUCAACAAGGUCCGUCCGUUUCUUGCAAGACAUUCCCGGCUUUGUGUGGGCAACGGACACUGAACUUCGAGGAUUGUGCGAACGUCAGACUGCAAUUCCUUUCUUGGUGGGCACCAAGUAUGACCAUUUCAACACGUUCUCGCAAGACGAGCAAGAAGAGAUCACACGACAGGUGCGCUCCCAAGUUCAGGACCCGAAGGAUCGUUUUUCAUUUGGUGCUGACCCAUUGAGCGCGGUGCACCAUCGGAUUGGGCCAUGCCAACGUUCAACAGGCGCGGCGGUUCUCCCGGGCCAUGAAGGCGCCACUCAUUUUCUGCUCUACGUCUCAUUCGAUCAACGUUCAAAAGAUCUUCAAGAUCGUCCUGAGCAAGGUGAGAUCUCCGCACAAACGGAAAUAACGAGCAGGUAAUGGCAAGCAGACCGGGAGCUGACCAGCCUUGUGACAUCGUUCCAACUAGGCUUUCGACCUGAAAUGUCCGUUGUACUGUCGGAGGUUGUCUCGUUGACCUGGCGUUUGACUGACGAUGUAUUCACAUUACCCGGACUCCAGGCACAAUACCUGAAAUUACGGAGGUGGGCGAACCCCUUCUGAUUUAUGUGGACGUUUGA